Limulus polyphemus (Atlantic horseshoe crab) is the source of this 988-nucleotide messenger RNA. Its product is annotated as neurofibromin-like. The annotation marks the transcript as partial. The record is from RefSeq and is a predicted model, not a curated record. The transcript is spliced from 10 exons. Lineage: Eukaryota; Metazoa; Arthropoda; Merostomata; Xiphosura; Limulidae.
UCAAGAUGGUGGCGGUUAGCCUAUAGGAGAAGUAAUCAAUUGUUUGUCUCAUUUAAUGUGCUUUGAAAAUUUCUCCACAAUGGCCACUCAAAAGCCAGUGGAAUGGGUUUCUGCCCUCAUCACAAGAUUUGAAGAACAGCUUCCUUGCAGAAGUGGACCGCAGACCACACAUUCCCGUAUCAAUGUUGAACAAAAUAAAGAAAGCCUAAUCAAUAUAAGCAAGUACAAAUUUUCCAUGGUAAUAUCAGGUUUAACAAGAAUUCUUCACUCUGUUAAUGAAAUGCGCACACAUGGCCAAAUUCAACAAGAAUUUGAGAAAAACUUUUACGAGUCUCAGUUGAUCGUAUUAGAUACACUGGAAAGGUGUCUUAGUGGGCAACCUAAAGAAACCACAAGAUAUGAUGAAGCAAUGAAUGUUAAAGCACUUUUAAAGGAGUUGUGUCAGUUUAUAGAUAUGCCUAAUGAAAACCCAAUGGUGAUCCAGCUCAAAAACCUUGCUUCAAAAGUUUUGUUUGCCCUCAGCUUGAAUAAUUUUGGGGCUGUUUUCAGUAGGAUAUCUGCCAGGCUUGAAGAAUUGUCAAAAACCAAUGAGGAGAACCCUGAUUUUAUUGACAUUGAGCUUAUUCAGCAUAUCAAUGUAGAUGUGGGUAGACUCAUCAAACUGCUGAAUGAAAUCAACCAGAAACUCAAAUGUCUUAAGAAAAAUGCCCACCAUGUUUUAAUGGUUAGCUUAGAAAAGGCCAUUUGGAGUUGGAUGGAUACAUAUCCUCAAGAAUUCAUGGACCUUCAGAAAAAACCAAAUGAGGAGUUAGCAGAUUGCUGUGAUAGACUGUUUGAGCUACUUGAUAGUUUUGCAGAAAAUAACAACAAGAGAAAAGCAUCAGUGUGGCCACUUCAGAUAAUGUUGCUUGUUUUAUGCCCUAAAAUUUUAGAAGAAAUUGUUAAUGCUGAUUCAGGAGCACCAUGCUCACCAAGACAUUUCAGGAAG